AUGCCUCAGAGGCAAUCGUCACGAGGCCCGCACCCACUAAGAACAUCAGCCACCUCCGACUCCGGGGGCGCCACCACCGACCGAAGCCCGAAGGUCUCCGAUCACCGUCGCUCCCCUCGCGGCGGGCCACAUUCCGAUCCACCACUGCAGCAGAGGAAGCUCGGCACACGAAUCGCCGAUCUCGAGUCACAACUGGGACAAGCUCAGCAAGAGCUCAAGAGUCUGAAACAGCAACUGGCCUCCGCGGAAGCUGCCAAGAAUGAAGCCCAGAAGGAGCUCGAGAACAAGUCCAGUAAGAAAUCAACCCGGCCCAAUCCAGAACCAGAGGAGGUAGCAGGAGGAGGAGGAGAAGAAGAAGGAGCAAUCCCGCCGCUGGCGGCGGCGGAUAACGAUCGGGAGGAGAUCGACGUGUUUGAAGUUCCUGCGGUGGAAAUUAAGGGCGACACACCAAAUCCUACCUCCCCUGGAGAAGACAUUGCCCUGAAGAAAAAGCACGAAGAGGAGAUGAACGAGCUUAGAGCGAAGCUGGAGGAGAGAAAGAGGGAGUUGUUGGAAUCGAAUCAGGAGAAGGAAGAGCUGAGAAAGCAGCUUGAUGAGGCGGCUUCUAGGAUUGAAUGUGGCAAGGCCAAGGAAGAGGAGAUGCGUUCGAGGUUGAGUCGAGUGGAGGAAGCGGUGGAGGCGAGCAGAGGCAAUGCCGCGGAGUUGGCGUGCCAGCUGGAGGCAGUGAAGGAAGGGAAGGAAGUGUUGGAAUGUGAGAUGAAGAGGAUGAGAGUUCAGACGGAGCAGUGGAGGAAAGCGGCCGAUGCAGCCGCUGCAGUGCUCGCAGGCGGGAAUGGGAGGUUUGUUGUUUCUGAUCAGAGGUGUGCUUCCAUGGAGAAGCCCUUCGGUGGUGGUGGAAGCAUGUUCGAGACCCCGGCUGGGUACGUGGGAUCCCCUGGAUUUGGUGAUGAUAUGGAUGAAGGAUAUGGAAGUGGCGGGAAGCAGAGAAAGGGUUCUUCAGGGAUUAAGAUGUUUGGUGACCUGUGGAAAAGGAAGACACAGAAGUGA
Messenger RNA from Linum tenue, 1047 nucleotides. NCBI's taxonomy places the organism in Eukaryota, Viridiplantae, Streptophyta, Magnoliopsida, Malpighiales, Linaceae. The record is from the annotation of a GenBank genome assembly.